This is a messenger RNA of Pseudomyrmex gracilis, 1379 nucleotides long. Its product is annotated as serine protease 28-like. Gene Ontology annotation, molecular function: serine-type endopeptidase activity. The transcript is spliced from 8 exons. The record is from RefSeq and is a predicted model, not a curated record. Lineage: Eukaryota; Metazoa; Arthropoda; Insecta; Hymenoptera; Formicidae. Gene Ontology annotation, biological process: proteolysis. Bases 372 to 1148 code for a protein of 258 amino acids.
UUAUAAAGUAUUUUAAAAAAUCUCAAAAUCAAACGGAAAAAGACAAAAUGCAUGUAACUGUAAUAUGAAUACGCUUGCGCGGAAUGUAACGAGAUCGUCAAACGCAUAUAACAAAUGAUAAACUAGUAGUGCCAAAAAAACAUAUAUUCGUUUUCUUAGAACUUUAUUCUUAAAGCUUUGAUAUAUAUUCUACGUGAAGAUUUCUUUCUUGAUUUUUAAUGUCACAAUUAAAGAAAGACAAUGUCUAAACUUCAAGAUUUUCCGCUUGCGUAACGCCAUCGCAUUCACUUUAACAACAAGAAAGAAAUAUAUAAAACACAUCAGUAACACACUUUUAAAAUCAAUAAUGAUUACUGUUUAAUAUUCGCGAGAUGUUUUCUUCAAGUUUACUUGUUGGUGGUCUCAUAUUCAUUACUCAGGGUUUCACAGAUUCACUUGUUAAGACCGAGAAAAUACCGACUGAUACAACUGUAACUCAGGUUCUCUUACAAGAAAAUCUUAAAAAAGCUUUUAUCUGCGGCGGAGCUUUGUUUCAUCCUAAUUACGUUAUUACUGCUACCAAAUGUGUUUUCACUUACCGUCUAGAUCCUCGUCGGUUAAAAGUAUUCCUCACGUCAGCAUAUGACGAAAAAUAUAGUUACACUAUUACAGAAAUAAUUAUACACCCAGAGUAUCUACCUAAAUUAGAAUGGUUCGACAUCGCAUUAAUCAAACUGUCAUCGCCAAUUCUCGAACACUCAGGUAAAAUAUAUGGAAUUAUGCCCACACCGGAUGAACAUAUCAAGAAUGAAAGGCCAGUGACAGUUUUCUCAUUUGGUAGAGGAACGGUCUUCAAUCGGGUAAAUUUGUUACACAACAAAUUGAAUAUAGUCGGCCAAAAAAUUUGCAAUAGCGAGUAUGAACGCUUUGGGUGUCAUAUUACCGAAGUUUAUGUCUGCGCACGUAAUACGAGUUUAGGAAGCUGCGUCGGUAGUGCGGGCUUUCCAUUGGUCGAUACGCGAAAUCGAAUUAUUGGAAUCGCAACAUUUCCGUUCAUAUGCGGACCACUGCUUAAAAGUGGCCUUCCGACUGUGUACUCACGGGUAUCUACAUAUCUUUUUUGGAUCAAUCAGACAGUUUCAGGGUCCCUGACGACAAGCAAAAACUAGCUUAUAAUAACUAACAACAUUGUUACAAAAGUAUUUACAUUUUUAAAAAUUCACACACUUGAUAUCUCAAAAUGCUUAUCUAAUUUUUAUUUUGAACUUUGAAAAAUUAUUGUUAUAUUUAUUUUUUUAUUUUUAAUAAAUAAAUCUUGUAUAAAUAAAUAUAACAUAAUUAUGGACAAAAAAGUAAAUGUACUUGGUUUAAAAAUUAAGGAAGCAAACAUUCAAGUCCAU